Messenger RNA from Scleropages formosus (Asian bonytongue), 1695 nucleotides. Its product is annotated as isocitrate dehydrogenase [NADP], mitochondrial-like. NCBI's taxonomy places the organism in Eukaryota, Metazoa, Chordata, Actinopteri, Osteoglossiformes, Osteoglossidae. Gene Ontology annotation, biological process: NADP+ metabolic process; isocitrate metabolic process. Gene Ontology annotation, cellular component: mitochondrion. Gene Ontology annotation, molecular function: magnesium ion binding; NAD binding; isocitrate dehydrogenase (NADP+) activity. Bases 78 to 1421 code for a protein of 447 amino acids. The transcript is spliced from 11 exons. The record is from RefSeq and is a predicted model, not a curated record.
AACAGGAGAGAGGCGCGGUUGGCGCGCGCGGCUCUUUCGGUUCGGAGCGGAUCUCACGUGGCAGCUCAUCGCCCAACAUGGCCGGAUACCUGAAGGCGUUCGCUUCCCUCUCCAGGGCUCUUCCCCAAAAUCCCGCUGUGCUGGGGGUUACCGCCUCCACCCACAGCCUGCAAACGAGGAACUAUGGGGACAGGCGCAUCAAGGUCGCCCAGCCUGUGGUGGAAAUGGAUGGGGAUGAAAUGGCUCGCAUCAUCUGGGAAUUCAUCAAAGAAAAGCUUAUCCUCCCCAAUGUAGAUGUGAAGCUUGAGUACUUUGACCUGGGUCUUCCAAACCGCAAUCGAACUGAUGACCAGGUCACCAUCAACGCUGCCUUAGCUACUAAAAAAUAUAAUGUGGCUGUCAAGUGUGCGACCAUCACUCCUGAUGAGGCCAGAGUUGAAGAGUUCAGCUUGAAGAAGAUGUGGAAAAGUCCCAAUGGAACCAUCAGGAACAUCCUAGAUGGCACGGUCUUUCGUGAGCCCAUCCUCUGCAAGAACAUCCCUCAUCUGGUUCCUGGCUGGACCCAGCCUAUCACCAUUGGUAGACAUGCUUCUGGUGACCAGUACAAAGCCACAGAUUUUCUGGUGAAAGAACCAGGGAAAUUCAAGCUUGUGUUCACUCCUGCAAAUGGAAGCAAGGUGCAGGAAUGGGAGGUGUUUGACUUCCCUGAGAGAGGCUGUGGCAUGGGCAUGUACAACACAGAAAAAUCCAUCAAAGGGUUCGCACACUGCUGUUUUCAGUAUGCCAUUAAGAAGAAGUGGCCGCUUUACAUGAGCACAAAGAAUACCAUCCUCAAAGCCUACGAUGGAUUUUUCAAAGACAUCUUCCAAGAGGUCUUUGAGGCGACAUAUAAGUCCAAGUUCGACGAACUGAACCUCUUCUAUGAGCACAGGCUCAUUGACGACAUGGUGGCCCAGUUUCUCAAGUCUUCUGGGGGUUUCGUAUGGGCUUGUAAGAACUAUGAUGGAGAUGUGCAGUCUGACAUCCUGGCUCAGGGCUUUGGCUCCCUGGGACUGAUGACCUCUGUACUUGUAUGUCCCGAUGGCAAGACGAUUGAGGCAGAGGCAGCCCAUGGCACAGUGACACGGCAUUACCGUGAACACCAGAAGGGAAGGCCAACCAGUACUAACCCCAUUGCGAGCAUCUUUGCUUGGACCAGAGGCCUGGAGCACCGUGGCAAACUGGACAGCAAUAAUGACUUGAUUAGGUUUGCCCAAAGCCUGGAAAGAGUGUGUGUGGAGACCGUGGAGAGUGGUGUGAUGACUAAAGAUCUUGCACGAUGCAACCAUGGCUUAGCCACCUGUAAACUGAAAGACUAUCUCAAUACUGAAGACUUCUUGGAUAUCCUCAAGACCAACUUGGAUAAGGCCCUUUGUAAAUGAACGGCAGAAACAAAAGUGGUUUUAGGACUGACACACCAUUGAUCUUUUGUACCUUAUUUUUAGUGUUGGUAACCAUAUGUUUCUGGCUGACAGUAGUACAGUUUUAUAAAUACAAACUGUUUGCAUCUGGAUAUACUGUUCAUCCACAUGCUUGCUGCCUAUUAAGGAUUUUUUUUGGUAAAAUACUGCUCUCCUAUUGUCCAAUUUAUGGUUGGAACAACUCAGGAGGAAAGGUAGCUGUAAUCAUGACUUCAAUAAAAAAAAAAAAAAAAAA